AGGAAAAAAAGGGGCUGGGAUUAUAAUAUACUUUUCUCCUUUAUUUCUCUUUCUUUCUUUCUAAAAUAUACCCUUUAACUAUUAUAUAUUAUGGCCUUGAAACAAAUUUCUGAACAAGAUUGCUGGUUUGUCAUUGGAGCUCAUCAAGCAGGUGCGACUGAAAGACAAUGCUCUGAACUAGCUGGCCUUUCAAAGACAGUUACCCACAACAUCAUCCACAAUUUUAAAAAACUUGGUUCCCCUCAUGCCUCCAAAUUGUCCGUUAAUGCCUUAUUGACUACCACUCCAACUACCAAUAAACGUAAAAAUAACGAUAUCUCAAAGAAUGAGCCUGUGAAGCCUCGUAAGAGAGGAAGACCUCGCAACCCUAUUGAGGCUCCCUUUUUCACUCAAGCUAUUGUACGUAAUGCUUUAUUGAACGCUAAAACAGAUCAGAAAACAAACACAUAUUCACCUAAAAUUUAUCCACUGGAUCGACUCAAUACACCACCUAGCGAUGAGGAUCAGCAUCAAUUAAAGAGGCAACGACGUCACUCAUCCAUUGCCAUUGAUGAAUUACCCCCUACACCCAACUCUAUCACGGCUAUGGAUGAAUCAUCUGAUGAAGAGACUGAAGUUAAAAAGGAUUGGACUCUCGAUGAUGAUGAGGAAUUAUUGGCACACGUGUUGGCUC
Mucor mucedo is the source of this 673-nucleotide messenger RNA. RefSeq lists its product as uncharacterized. The record is from RefSeq and is a predicted model, not a curated record. The transcript has 4 exons. Lineage: Eukaryota; Fungi; Mucoromycota; Mucoromycetes; Mucorales; Mucoraceae. The annotation marks the transcript as partial.